Molecule: messenger RNA, 2721 nt
Organism: Pipistrellus nathusii (Nathusius's pipistrelle)
Lineage: Eukaryota; Metazoa; Chordata; Mammalia; Chiroptera; Vespertilionidae
Source: the annotation of a GenBank genome assembly
AUGAGCCGCCCCGCGGGCGCCGCGCCGGCCCUGCUGCCGCUGCUGGCGGCGCUGCUGCAGGCCGCCACAGGAGCCGCUGGGGAGGCCGCCACCUGCAAGACGGGCUUCCCCGAGGCCGCGUACAGCGCCGUGCUGGCCCCGGACCUGCAUGAAGGACAGCCUCUGCUCAACGUGCGGUUCAGCAGCUGCAAUGGGAAGAGGAAGGUGCGGUACGAGAGCAGCGAGCCCGCCGACUUCAAGGUGGACGAGGACGGCGUGGUGUACGCGGUCCGCAGCUUCCCCCUGUCCCCCGAGCGCGCCCGCUUCCUGGUCUUCGCCCACGACCGAGACACGCAGGAGAAGUGGCAGGUGGCCGUGAGCCUGAGCCCGCGGCCGCCCGCGCCCGAGGCCGCCCUGCAGGGGUCGCCAGGCAUCGAGGAGAUCGUGUUUCCGCGGCAGCCGGCCGGCAGCGAUGGGCACCUGCGGAGGCAGAAGAGGGACUGGGUCAUCCCCCCCAUCAACCUGCCCGAGAACUCGCGGGGCCCGUUCCCGCAGGAGCUGGUCCGGAUCCGGUCCGACAGAGACAAAAACCUCUCCCUGCGGUACAGCGUCACUGGGCCCGGCGCCGACCAGCCUCCCACCGGCAUCUUCAUCAUCAACCCCAUCUCCGGGCAGCUGUCCGUGACCAAGCCGCUGGACCGGGAGCAGAUCGCCCGCUUCCAUCUGCGGGCCCACGCGGUGGACAUCAACGGCAACCAGGUGGAGAACCCCAUCGACAUCGUCAUCAACGUCAUCGACAUGAACGACAACCGGCCGGAGUUCCUGCACCAGGUCUGGAACGGGACGGUGCCCGAGGGCUCCAAGCCCGGAACGUACGUGAUGACGGUCACCGCCAUCGACGCCGAUGACCCCAACACCCAGAACGGGAUGCUGAGGUACCGCAUCCUGUCCCAGGCGCCCAGCACCCCCUCGCCCAACAUGUUCACCAUCAACAACGAGACGGGCGACAUCAUCACCGUGGCGGCCGGACUGGACCGAGAGAAAGUGCACCAGUACACGCUGAUAAUCCAGGCCACCGACACGGAGGGCAGCCCCACCUACGGCCUCUCCAACACGGCCACGGCCGUCAUCACUGUGACCGACGUCAACGACAACCCCCCCGAGUUCAUGGCCAUGUCGUUCUACGGCGAAGUCCCUGAGAACCGGGUGGACGUCAUCGUGGCCAACCUGACGGUGACGGACAAGGACCAGCCGCACACGCCCUCCUGGAACGCGGCGUACAGGAUCAGCGGCGGGGACCCCACCGGCCGCUUCGCCAUCCAGACCGACCCCAACAGCAACGACGGCCUGGUCACCGUGGUGAAGCCAAUCGACUUUGAAACAAACAGGAUGUUUGUCCUCACGGUUGCUGCGGAGAAUCAAGUGCCAUUAGCCAAGGGGAUCCAGCACCCACCGCAGUCGACGGCAACUGUGUCCGUGACGGUCAUUGACGUGAACGAAAACCCUUAUUUCGUCCCAAACCCCAAGAUCAUUCGCCAGGAGGAAGGCCUUCAUGCCGGGACCAUGCUGACCACGUUCACCGCUCAGGACCCGGAUCGAUACAUGCAGCAGAGCAUUAGAUACACAAAGCUAUCAGACCCUGCCAACUGGCUGAGGAUAGACCCCGUGAACGGGCAGAUCACCACGAUCGCGGUGCUGGACCGGGAAUCCCCCCACGUGAAGAACAACAUCUACAACGCCACCUUCCUUGCCUCGGACAACGGAAUCCCGCCCAUGAGUGGGACGGGCACGCUGCAGGUCUACCUGCUGGACAUCAACGACAACGCCCCCCAGGUGCUGCCCCAGGAGGCCGAGACAUGCGAGACGCCGGCCCCCAACGCCAUCAACAUCACCGCCCUGGACUACGACAUCGACCCCAAUGCCGGGCCCUUCGCCUUCGACCUGCCCCUGGCUCCCGCCAGCAUCAAGAGGAACUGGACCAUCACUCGGCUCAAUGGUGACUUCGCUCAGCUUAACCUGAAGAUCAAGUUCCUGCAGGCGGGCAUCUACGACGUGCCCAUCAUCAUCACGGACUCGGGGAACCCGCCCAGGUCCAACAGCUCGGUGCUGCGCGUGAAGGUGUGCCAGUGCGACUCCAACGGCGACUGCACGGACGUGGACCGCAUUGUGGGCGCCGGGCUGGGCACCGGGGCCAUCGUGGCCAUCCUGCUCUGCAUUAUCAUCCUGCUCGUCCUCGUGCUGAUGUUCGUGGCAUGGAUGAAGCGCCGGGACAAGGAGCGCCAGGCCAAGCAGCUCCUGAUCGACCCCGAGGACGACGUGAGGGACAACAUCCUGAAGUACGACGAGGAGGGCGGCGGCGAGGAGGACCAGGACUACGACCUGAGCCAGCUGCAGCAGCCGGACACCGUGGAGCCCGACGCCGCCAAGCCCGUGGGCAUCCGCCGGCUGGACGAGCGGCCCAUCCACGCCGAGCCCCAGUACCCCGUGCGCUCCGCCGCCCCGCACCCCGGCGACAUCGGGGACUUCAUCAACGAGGGCCUGAAGGCAGCGGACAACGACCCCACGGCGCCGCCCUACGACUCGCUCCUGGUGUUCGACUACGAGGGCAGCGGCUCCAAGGCCGGCUCGCUGAGCUCGCUCAACUCGUCCAGCAGCGGCGGCGAGCAGGACUACGACUACCUGCACGACUGGGGGCCGCGCUUCAAGAAGCUGGCCGACAUGUACGGCGGCGGCGACGACUGA